Molecule: messenger RNA, 972 nt
Organism: Diaporthe citri
Lineage: Eukaryota; Fungi; Ascomycota; Sordariomycetes; Diaporthales; Diaporthaceae
Exons: 6
Coding region: 1-972 (323 amino acids)
Biological process (GO): transmembrane transport
Cellular component (GO): membrane
Molecular function (GO): transmembrane transporter activity
Source: RefSeq, a predicted model, not a curated record
AUGGCUUCUACGAAGCAGCCGCAACAUGACCUCGAGUCAAAGCCUGCUGAGAACUUCAUCGAGGUGUUAGGUGACGAUGAAAAGGGUGGCGGCCCACAGCCAGGAGCUGAUUUCUCUGGUGUCGUCAAGAAGACGUCAGCUGAGGUGAUUGCCCUCGUCCGCAAGCUCGACAUGAGGAUCAUGCCCAAGCUCUGGUGCGUGUACUUUCUGAAUUAUCUCGACCGAAAUGCAAUUGCCCAGGCUCGUCUCGACGGUCUCGAAGAUGAUCUCAAGCUCGAAGGAUCCCAGUACAAUACUUGCAUCUCGAUUCUAUUCGUGGGCUACCUCCUUAUGCAGAUCCCAUCCAACAUGCUUAUGUCCUCGAAACAUGUCCGACCUUCUCUCUAUAUGGCUGUGUGCAUGAUGGCCUGGGCCGGCGUGUCCGCCUGCGCCGCCUUGGAUAGAAACUACACCGACCUCGUCGUCGUGCGCUUCUUCCUCGGCGUGACUGAAGCACCAUUCUACCCCGGCGCCAUCUACAUGUUGUCCAUCUUCUACACCCGCAAGGAGAUCGCCAUGUCCUUCUCAGGCCUCAUUGCGGCUGCCGUAUUCAACACAAUCGACGGCAACCAAGUCCUAAAUGGCUGGCAAUGGUUAUUCAUCAUCGAGGGCUGCCUCACGUUUGGUAUCGCGAUCAUCGGCAUAUUCACGCUGGCCGAAAACCCGCUGACGACUCGCUAUAUCGCCUGCUUCUUGUUCGCAAGUGGCGCUAAUGCAGUGAACUCGAUGAUAUUGGGCUGGGUCUCAGCUACCCUUGGCUCCACGCCGAAGAAGAAGGCGGUCAGCCUUUCUAUCGUUAAUGUUGUAGCGAAUGCUUCAUACAUCUACACGGCCUAUCUGACGGACCACGUCAUGGCAAGCAACGCCGCGUUUGCUUUCGCUUCCAUUGCUGGCACUUGGGCCGUUACGCGUGUGGUUGAUCCAGAUCAAUAA